Seriola dumerili (greater amberjack) is the source of this 1604-nucleotide messenger RNA. It is a transcript of the gene palm1a, whose product is annotated as paralemmin-1-like. Gene Ontology annotation, cellular component: membrane. Bases 29 to 1240 code for a protein of 403 amino acids. Lineage: Eukaryota; Metazoa; Chordata; Actinopteri; Carangiformes; Carangidae. Gene Ontology annotation, biological process: regulation of cell shape. The record is from RefSeq and is a predicted model, not a curated record. The transcript is spliced from 10 exons.
UCGGGCUGUGCUGGACUUGGACUCAGACAUGGAGGUGAGCCAGGCACUUUGUCAGGAGGAUCGACUGCAGCUCAUCGCAGAGAAGAGGAAGUGGCAGACAGAGAUAGAAAACAAGAAACGUCAGCUGGAGGAUGACAGGAGAGCUCUGCAGCACCUGAAGUCAAAGGCUCUGAGGGAGCGCUGGCUGCUGGAUGGACAAGAACAGGAUGAAGUCAAGAGACAACUGGAGCAGGACGAGGCCAAGACCAGGAGCCUGGAGGACACCAUCAACAGGUUGGAGCAGGAGUUGGUCAGUCUGGAGACUGGAUCUGUGUGUCAGACUAUUACACAUACCACAGUGUCAUCAGGAUCAGAUAAAGCUGUAGAGAACAAAGGUCGCAGCAGCCGUGAGCAGGAAAGAACUGCACCUUCAGGUCAGGUAGUCCAAGCCUUUCCAGAGGUUAAGGUUCACAAAAGUCCUCGAAUGAACAAACCAAGAGAGGCGGCGGAGGAGAUGAAGAGAGCGAUGUACUCGGUGGAGAUUAAAGUAGAGCGGGACAGACUGACGGGGGAAACCCGGGUCCUGUCCACAAACACCACACUUCCUGUUGACCUCUCUCACCAAGGGGUCAAAGUUUACGAGGAUGAGCAGAAAGUGGUCCAUGAGAUGAACGGUGAGGACGGCAUUCACCUGCUCAGCUCCUCCGAGGUCGAAGAGCUCAUCCAUAAAGCUGAUGAGGCUUCGAUGAUGUCACAGACUGUUGCCACCGUUACCUCGCUCCCCACCGUGGAGGUCCAGGAGGAGGUGAAGCCCGAGACGCCGCCGUCCGAGCCAGCACGGGUCGCAGGGGAGAUCACGGGGCUGGAGGCCAAACCUGGUGGCGAGCCUAGUGUGGCUGAGGCCAGCGCUGAGAACCCGGUCACCAUGGUUUUCAUGGGAUAUCAGAGCGUGGAGGACGAGGCAGAGACCAAGAAGGUGCUGGGGCUGCAGGGGACAGUGACGGCCGAGCUCGUGCUCAUCGACGACGCCAACGGCAAAACAUCACCGGAAGGAGGCGGGAAGGAGGAGGCUGGCAGCACAGCCCAGACAGCAGCACUGCCUCCCCCCGCCUCCCCUGACCCGCCACCAACCACCAAGCCUCCGGUAGCGAUACCAGCGAGUAACGGGGAGACAGCGGGGGAGGUGGCGGGGGAGGUGGAGAGAGGAGCAGUGGAAGUAAAGAAGGAGAAGCAGCUGUGUAAGUGCUGCAGCAUCAUGUGACCUGCAGGGGCGCUGCUUGACGACAUUAUAAAGUCAUAUAAAGAUAAAGACGGAGACUUUCCAGGACAAAAAAACUACACAAACUAAACUCCACCCACUGCUCUAAGCCACGCCUCUAAAAACAUGACAUCAUCUCCUGUUCCCUGUCGCUUCAUUCUCAUCUGCUUUAAUGAAGCCUUUUUACUUUUGUACUCAUGUUUCCAGUGGUGACACACCUGAUUAGCAUUAGCAUAGCAUUAGCUUUAUCAUUAGCAGUCCUGAGAGUUGUAUCAUUAACCUGCUCUCUGUUGAAGCUCCGUCAUAUAAACCAUUAACUGUAGAGAUGUUCAUGUUUCUGUUGGUUUUAUAACAGAAAAUAAAGUGA